CACAAUAUAAGAGUGCUUGCCAAUUUAAGCGUCAUCAUAAAAUACUGAGAUUUAAUGCAUGUUUAUGCAAAUGUUUGCUGAAUUCACAUCAAUAAAUAUAUUGGACACAUUAAUUUGAAUACCUUUUAAGAAAAAGCAGGUUCAAGUAACAAAAAUGAAGGUUUACAUCUCUUUUGCUAUACUAGCAGGUCUAGUUGCUCUGGCUUUAUCAUGCAGUAACCCCUUAGAUGCAAAGGACUGCCUGACAGGAUAUUCCGCAGGUGAUCUUACAAGUUUAUGCAAGUUUAUGGAUAAUGGACAGAAUAUCACUGACUGUAUAAAGCAGAAGACAGAUUGUAUUCCAAGCGAAAUUCCAGAAUGGGGUGUACUAGAGGGUGCAGCGAAAACAGUAGGAUUAACUGGAUCAUGUAAUACAGGAAUGAAUUUGCAGCCAGUGUUAGGAAUCCUUCUACCCUCUCUACUUUUGAUAACAUACAGAUGGUUGGCCAACUAGAUAUAACGACAAUUCAUAUUCUUAUGCUGAUAUAAGGAGCCCAUAUGUGGCCAAUAAUAGAACUGCUUGUCACCUCUGUAAUAAUGAUAAUACAUUCAUAUUGGACAACUACAAAGAAACAAAUACAUGCACCACAAAAAAGGAGGCAGAAGUGAUUCGCUUUCAAAAACACAUGCUGUUCGUUGACACUGAUUAAUAAUUACUGAGCUUAGUAGAUAUGCAAUCCAAUCAAUUUGCUGGAUAUGAUCAUAGGAACAAGUAUGGUGUGUCUAAGCUAGUUAAUUAAGAAGGCUCUCACAUGCAAACUGUCACCACCUGCCAUUCGUUAC
Molecule: messenger RNA, 822 nt
Organism: Owenia fusiformis
Lineage: Eukaryota; Metazoa; Annelida; Polychaeta; Sabellida; Oweniidae
Source: the annotation of a GenBank genome assembly